Messenger RNA from Branchiostoma belcheri (Belcher's lancelet), 1051 nucleotides. RefSeq lists its product as uncharacterized. Gene Ontology annotation, molecular function: aralkylamine N-acetyltransferase activity. Lineage: Eukaryota; Metazoa; Chordata; Leptocardii; Amphioxiformes; Branchiostomatidae. Bases 78 to 833 code for a protein of 251 amino acids. The transcript has a single exon. Gene Ontology annotation, cellular component: cytoplasm. The record is from RefSeq and is a predicted model, not a curated record.
GUGCAAUCAGGUAGCUGACCCCCGGCCGCCCUUCUUGCCAGAGAUAUUAGAAGACAAUUCCCUGCCAUCAUCCACCCAUGGCUGAAGAAGUGCCUUCCUUCCGAGAUGUGCUCUCAACGUCAUCAUCGGACGGAUUGUUCAAACAGAACCCACGGUCAGAGGAAGUCAUCCGGGUGAUUUGUAACGAGGAUGAGCUCAAAGCGGCGUGGAUUCUUCGUGACGCUAGUUUUCCGCCGGAGGAGUCCGUAUCCCUGGAGGAUUACCUGAAGUACUAUCGCGCUGCGCCUCACCUCUGCUUCGGCUACUUCGAUGGGGAGAAGGUACGGGGGUUUCUGCGCGGAGCGAGCAAGAAGGGCGACCACUUCUCAGCAGAUUCCACAGGAGCCGGGGACUCACACGACCCGGAGGGGGACACGAUGGUUCUGCAGAUGCUCUGUGUGGAGGAGCAGUCCCGACGUAGGGGCAUCGGCCAGAGCCUGAUCAGGGCCUUCACCGAGUAUGUGAAGGCAAAGGAGACCAAGGUGCAGAGGAUCAUCCUGAUGUGCCACGCCGAGCUCAUCCCCGUGUACACCCGCGUGGGGUUCACCCUGGUGGGGAGGGCAGAGGUCAAGUUCGGGAAGAGGGCGUGGUACGAGUGCUGCCUGGACCUCGCCACGUACGAGCCGGCGGCAACGGACGACGCCUUCCAGUCAAGAUAUAUCUCCAUGGCAAUGGACAACGUCAGUGGAUCCAAGUCUGUUCCCAUGACAACGGGGAAUGCCAAUGGAUCCACCAUUUCCAUUGAGAGCGAAGAGGAGUUUGAGGAACUGAAGGCGCUGGACUACAGUGAUUGACUGCUAACAUCCUGUGUAGCUCUGUUGUAUAAUGUGAUGGAGCAAAGCUACAGUUAGAGUCAGUUUACUGUGUCAUUUUGCAAAUGCAGUCUUUAUAUAUAAGAUAUAACCUCCAUUUAUCUGCCAGAUUACAUAUAUCCGCCACUUUGAAAAUACAUUUUGUAGUAAAGCACCUCCAUAUAUUGUAGUUUACCUUAGAUAUGCAGGCACUGUACAUU